Molecule: messenger RNA, 1164 nt
Organism: Acanthosepion pharaonis
Lineage: Eukaryota; Metazoa; Mollusca; Cephalopoda; Sepiida; Sepiidae
Source: the annotation of a GenBank genome assembly
AUGUUCAUCUAUUUGUCUUUCUAUCGAUUAAUGUACUUAUCUAUCUAUCUAUCUAUCUAUCUAUCUAUCUAUCUAUCUAUUAGUGUGCUUAUAAAUCUCUCUAUUUCUCUCUUUGUGUCUCUCUGUCUUUCUAUAUUUCUAUUAACGUGUUCAUAUAUCUAUCUAGCUAUCUAUAUAUCUAUCUGUCUAUCUAUCUAUUAUUGCGUGUUUAUCUAUCUAUCUAUCUAUCUAUCUAUCUACCUACUUAUCUAUCUGUCUAUCUUCAUAAAUAGAACUUAUACUUCCUUUUUCUUCAAGAAGGCCGAUUCUGUAACCGAAAAGUGCUCUAUCUAUUUGGCCACAGAGGCCGAGUUUAGAGAACAAGGACUGCAAAAGGACAAACAUGAUCUCUCUCUCUCUAUCUAUCUAUCUAUCUAUCUAUCUAUCUAUCUAUCUCUAUCUCUCUCUAUCUCUAUCUAUCUAUCUUUCUCUCUCUCUAUCUCUCUAUCUCUCUAUCUCUCUCUGAUCUUUCAUCUCUAUCUCUAUCUCUAUCUCUAUCUCUCGAUCUUUCUCUCUAUCUCUCUGUCUCUCUCUAUCUCUAUCUCUCUCGAUCUUUCUCUCUAUCUCUCUGUCUCUUUCUCUCUCUCUCUCUAUCUCUAUCUCUCUCUCUCUCUAUCUCUCUCUCUCUCCCCUUUUUUUUUCUCAUAUAGAAUGAGCUUUUCUCCAUCAUUCGUUCUGCGCAUCUUCUUUUCUUUAACUUCCAUCUCACAUUCAUUUCUUCCUUUUUUCUUCGUCGUUAUUUAUUCAAAAGCACUUUUCAACAUUCUCUCUCUUUCUCUAGCUCUCUCUCCCUCUCGCUGUCUCUCACCCUCUCUUUCUCUCUCACUUUCUCGCACUGUCUCUCUCUCACUCUUUCUCUCACUUACUUUAGCUCUCUCUCUCACUCACUCUCAAUCUUCUUUGACUCUCUCUCUCUCUCUCUCUCUCUCUCUAUCUAUCUAUCUAUCUAUCUAUCUCUCUCUCUCAUUCUCUCUCUUUCUUUCUCUCUCUAAUUAUCUAUUUCUCUUUCUCUAUCUGUCUGUCUGUCUCUCUCUCACUCUCUCUCUAUUUUUAAUCUCUCUCACUUUUUCUCACUGUCUCUCUCUCUUUCUCUCACUCACUUUUUUUCUCUCUCUCUCUCUUUAA